Molecule: messenger RNA, 2480 nt
Organism: Nilaparvata lugens (brown planthopper)
Lineage: Eukaryota; Metazoa; Arthropoda; Insecta; Hemiptera; Delphacidae
Product: acidic leucine-rich nuclear phosphoprotein 32 family member B
Exons: 3
Coding region: 620-925 (101 amino acids)
Source: RefSeq, a predicted model, not a curated record
GGAUUAAGUUAUUAACAUUUUGUUAGUGUUGGCUUGUCUAUCGUUUUGAUGAACUUGGAAUUGACUUAAAAUACAUGACUUGUAAACUCAGGCAGUUUAUCAACAAUACUAUCUCAAUUGCAGCUCGAGGAAUAAAAAAAAGAAUAUUUUAGUGUUGAUAAAAACUCAGAACAUUACAUGAUCAAAUCUUAUAGAUUCUCAAAUUGCUGAACUGAUAAAUUAUUGUUUACAGUUUUGAAUUUGGUGCACAAUUCGAAAAGUUUCUGGAGACGCCGAUAGAGUGCAUACAUUCCCCUAUGCUUGUUUGUAAGGUAGUCUUGAACCCAAAACCCAUUACAUACAAAACACUCUCAAACCCCUCGAAUUUCAGAAUUCCUAUUUAUUUUUGAAGUUUUAUUAGAUGAUUCUAAGGUUUUAAAAGUUCUAUUAUAAUUUUUAAGUUUGCUUUGAAGCAGAAGUUUUGUUAACAAAGACAAAUUUUCAAUCUUUGAAAACAGUUUCUCCUACCGCCGGCAUAUCGAGCUUCAAGACCGCGCCAUCUUCGUUUUGAACAAAGCCAGGUUGAGUGAGUUGCUGUGCGUUAGUGGAAGUUAUAACUUCUCUUUAAACUUUAGUCAAAAUGAGUACGAAAGAAAAUAACUCAGAAGUCGCCGUAGACAAAGUUACGGAAAACAACGACAAGGCUGGAGGUGAUGUAAAAGCAGAAGUUAAAGGAACAAAAAGGCCAGCAGAGGACAAAGUUGACGAUGUCAAAAAAGCCAAAAAAGAAGAAAACGGCGAAGAAGAAGAGUUAGACGACGAGGAGGAUGUUGAAGGGGAGGAGGAGGACGAGGAGGAGGAAUUACCUGAAGGAGAAGAGGACCUAGGCGAAGAAGAAGAGGACGAGGAUGAUGGAGAAGGCGACGAAGACGACGAGGAUGCAUAAUGAGUGCGAUGCGAUACGUGUGAGUGAGUGAGAUGGACUGAGCGACGAGUGAGUGCGUGCGUGUGACCGCCUGCCUUCCCCUCCCGCCCACUGGCCGCAGCAGCAGCGGUGAACGCCUGGUCGCCGCCUCAUCACAGCAGUGUAUUCUGGACGAAGUGCUACGAACGCGUGCUAUGUUUCAGUGUGAAUGAAUCUACGAGUGUAAUGUUCACAAUUAUUAUUAAUAUAUAUAUAUUAUUGCUAUGAUGUUAUUGUGGCGAGCAGGCGCUCACCUCUCCACCCUCCAACACCGACUGCCGUACAUAAGCAGGGGGAGGCAGACGAUUUUUAAAUGAAAUUAAUUUAAAAGUCGAAUGGUUCUAUGAUAAUUUUUUAAUUUUAAAUAAUAUAAUAUAUAGUGAGCUACGGACUUGGGACUGGUCUUUUUGUUUUCUCGGCGGUGCGGUGUGUUACAUUCGCCUCACAUGGAUAUUUGAUCGCCGCACCUGGGUCCGCGUCCUCUUCUCUUUACUUAUAAGGUCUGUGAAAAUAGUUUACAAAAGACUAGACUACUCGUUCAACAACUCUAGACACGAUGCAAUUUCCAUUGAGAUCAAUUUCAUUAUUUAUUAUUAAUUAUUAUUUCCACUUUGUUGAUAUUAUUAUAAUAAGGUAUUGCAAUGGCGGCAGAUAUGCUGCCGGGAAUUAACAGCUCUCGACUGGCAAUAAGUUAGACAAGAUUGGGAUCGGCCGCCGCUCCAGUGUCCAAUACAUGCGACGGUCGAUCUUCUCUUUAUUUAUUCUUUUUCUAAGGAAUAAUAGUAAUUUGAUACAUAAACUGUUUCUAAAAUAUAGUUGAUGAGUUUCAUAGAGUAUUAAUAUAUUGUAGAUUUGUGUCAUUUGUGUGUUCAUAGAUAUUGUUGAUAAUACAUCAUAAUUUAUUUAUGAUCAGAAAUUCUUCCUCCUUUCAGUCGUUGGUAAUACACCUUUGUCAAGAAAAUUAAUACAUAGUUGAAAUGCCGUCUUAGCUCGGCAGCCCUCCUGUACGCUCAUUGCGACUAUUUCUACGCAGUUGCAAAUUUGUAUCGGUAAUACCUGGUCUUUUAUUUCUCUGAAAAAGUACAAGGCUACUUUGUAAGUUGUAAAUCUUUGUAAUUUUAAUAGAUCGACUAAAUUUUUUUUAUUUUAGUUUGAUGUUUGCUUUAUUUAACCCGAUCCAGCCGUUGGUCUGCUGUUCGGUAGGCUCUGCUGUGAGGCGCAGGCGCUGGUCGUCAUUGCGCUCAAUAAUGAUCAUUUUGUACUUAAUCAAUUUUUAAUAUUGAAAACUACAGGGCAGUAAUAUUUAUAAAUUAGUGUAAUUAAUUCUUGCUGAAAGUCCAUUAAGUAAAUUCCAUUUUUACUGAUUUACUUAUAACUGACAAAAGAUAAAUGUUCUCAUGAAAUUUGUAAAUUAUGUAUUUUAAUUAAGGACUGACCUCCAAUGCUUAUUGAAAAAUUAUUCUUAAGUAUUUACUUUCAUACUCUUUUGUAUUUUGUUUUCUUGAUUUCUAUUUAAUUAAACGCCCUCCAAAGUAAA